UUGCUUCACUUUCAGCAAACAUCCCCAACAAGCACAACGUCACAAAGUGAACAAGAGUUCGUAAGUGGAUGUGAGAAUUUAAUCGAACGAAUCAAAUUAAAACAAUUCGAUAUCGAUGAAAUGGAACGUCUAAGCAAUUUGCCAGUAUCUGGCUUAAUCAAGGAUGGUGGACGGUUACUUGAAACGUAA
Molecule: messenger RNA, 189 nt
Organism: Anisakis simplex (herring worm)
Lineage: Eukaryota; Metazoa; Nematoda; Chromadorea; Rhabditida; Anisakidae
Source: the annotation of a GenBank genome assembly